Messenger RNA from Peniophora sp. CBMAI 1063, 2241 nucleotides. The record is from the annotation of a GenBank genome assembly. NCBI's taxonomy places the organism in Eukaryota, Fungi, Basidiomycota, Agaricomycetes, Russulales, Peniophoraceae.
AUGCUCGCCGAAACAACCGACCACGACUCUCCUGCACCAAUUGCUAUCGUAGCCGCCCCAGUUCGACCACCAGCCAAAAAGCGCAAACGCGAUCCCGCUCACUCCGCCACGGCCACUCCCGCCCCCGACGAAGACGAAUCCGCCGGCGCCGUCCUAGUCUCCGACCUCUCGCAACGCCCGCGUCUCACAAUAUCCCGUCACCCGGGCUUCCUGCCAAAUACGGAUGGUUCACCGUAUUAUCAUACGGACCCGCUCGCUACGAACCGUCUAGGCUUUCGAUACGUCCCCGCCGGCGUCUCUUCUCCCACCGUAUUCCGCACCAUCGAGUCUUCGCCUACGUCCUACCGCGUAUCGUGGGAAGACCGGUCUUCCGGCUUACGAGUGACGCAAGAUGGUUUGGGCCUGCUAGGCGAGAAAGGCUUCCGCGGUGCAAGGUGCAAUGCGCCAAUUCGGGAAGGAAAAUGGUACAUGGAGGUCAAGAUCGAACAUGGAGGCGGGGCGCGCACACCCGAUAGCACUGCGUCCGAGGGCGCUCACGUGCGGCUGGGGUGGGCGAGGAGGGAAGCACCAUUACACGCACCCUGUGGGCUGGACGGAUACUCCUACGCUCUUCGCGACAAGACUGGGGAGAAAGUGACGCUCAGCCGUCCGCGUCCUUAUGGUCUACCCGUCAAAUCAGGCGACGUCGUAGGGAUGUAUAUCUCCCUCCCACCUCUACGCAAGCCGUCUACGGUAGACCAAAACGAUCCUGCCCAUCUCCAUCGCGAACGCAUCGCCAUUGAGUUCAAAGGACAGGAGUACUUUGAAGCGCUCGAGUAUCCGCAGUCCAAGGAGAUGAUUGCGCUUAUGGACAAUAAACCGAAGAACGACUCUGCUCCUUCGACCGCACCUGGGGCGAAGAAGUCCGCAACGGUCAAGAACAUUCCGUCUACAUCCCGCGGGACCGCACCACCCCCUAAAACCGAGGCACUCCGCCCUUUGCCUACGCUCGAGGGCAGUCAGAUAGCGUUCUUCGUCAACGGACACACACCCGGCGCCGCGUUCAAGGAUGUGUAUGACUUUCUGCCGUUGAGGCAGGCUGGGGCGGGUAACAAGUUGUCGAGGGCGGAGAAGGAUAGGAGAAGGAGGCAGAGGGAGGGUGCAAGAGGACAUAGGCAGAAUCCACACGAUGACGGCUCGCUCGGCUACUAUCCUUUCAUCUCGCUGUUCAACGACGCGAGGGUACGGAUCAACCCUGGACCUGAUUUUGAGUUUGCCCCUCCGCCUGACGUCGAUGCGGCCUUGGGUGGUAGGGAGGGGGAGGAAGAGAGGACAUGGAGACCGAUAUGUGAGAGGUACAAAGAGUAUAUGGAUGAGCAGUGGGCUCUGGACGACCUGGAAGAAGAAGAGCUUAAACGCGAGCUCGCAGCCGACGCUUUACUCGACGCCAACACAUCUCAUCCUGGCUCACCACGCCCGGACUCUCCUCUUCCACACGACACCACCCACGACUCUGACACCGGAGCAGAUGGAGAUGCAGACGAAGAAGCACGUGAGCGAGAGGCGCGUAAAGAGGCGAAGAGGUUGGCGAAGAAUGAAGCUGAUCGAGCGAGGAGGAGAAGGAUCAAGGCCGAGAAGGAUGCGGAGAGGGCGAGGGAGAAUGAGAGGAAGAGUGGGUCGCGGGCGCCAGGAGCGAAGGAUGGAGACGGUGCUUCGGCAAGGGGGUCGAGGGCGGGUUCUGUGAAGGAGGGGACGCCAGCGCCCGUACCUUUGAGCUCGCCGAUACAACCACAGGUGACGGCUGGCUCACCUCCGCCACCUCCUCGAGCGCAACUCCCUUCGCAACUCCCACCGCAUCAGCCUCCAACACCUGCGUCAACAUCCUCGAGUCAUGCUUCAGCCCCUCCACCUGCACAGCCUCAACCGCGACCAACUAUGUACACCUCCGACCUGUCACAGAUCGAAGACGAGGACUUGCGCCGCGAUAUCGAAGCCGAGCGUAAGAGAGAGGCUAAACGGCAAGCGAAGAACGAGGCGGACCGUGCCAGGAGGAGGAGGUUGAAGAUUGCGAAGGACAUGGCGAAGGAUGAGCAGUUGCAGGCUGCUAUUGCUGCUGCGACGGAAGGAGGCGGAGGAGGUGGUCCAGUCAAUACAAGUCCUAUGGCGACCAUGUCUGUGUUCGAUAGUCGUAUGCAAAAGGUUGGGGUGCGUGACGAAGGACAAGAUCGAGCAGGGGAGGAUACACCUAUGGACACUACAUAG